Messenger RNA from Patiria miniata (bat star), 726 nucleotides. RefSeq lists its product as uncharacterized. The record is from RefSeq and is a predicted model, not a curated record. NCBI's taxonomy places the organism in Eukaryota, Metazoa, Echinodermata, Asteroidea, Valvatida, Asterinidae. The transcript has a single exon. The coding region runs from base 1 to 726 and encodes 241 amino acids.
AUGACGCAGACGCCGAACCAGCACCGAACAGCUCACCUGAUAUCGGAUACCCCUCCGCAACUGACGCCCCAGACAAAAUACGCAGUUACUCCUGGGCUUGGUCAAUCACCGAACAUGGAAGGAGCACACCGUCAGUUCCCACAUUUGGUUCCUCCAUCAGAAGGAGUGUCCCCUCUACGUCUUGCUGGUAUAGACCCACUCCACACCGCGGCAGAGCAGAGAGGACAGGGAGCUCCAAGGAUGUUGACCACGCAUCAGGUCAAGAGCGUGCCAACAUUUAGCGGGAAGGAGCGACACGGCCCCCGACUGGAGGACUGGAUCCGGGAUAUGCGGUUCCUCCUUGGAUGCAAGGGAACAGCCCCAGGGAUCCUCCAGUUUCAUGAGGCUGUCAGACACACAGGAGGAAAAGCGAGAGAUGUGCUGCUGAACCUUGAGAGUAGGACACCAGAGGGUCUAGACGCGGAGAAAGCCUUCGUCGAGCUGCUGGAAGAAUACGGGGAAGACAAAAGUGCCCUGUCUCCCGUGGCCAAAUUUUACGCCAGGGUGCAGCGGGGAAACGAAACCCCAAUGGAGUUCGCCAUUGGAUUGGAAUCGACCUUGAGGGAGGUUGAAGAGACGAGGCGGCGCCGGAGACAGAAGUCCGAGGAAGAGAGCCGAGACAAGAUGUUGGCAACCCAGUUCAUGGUGGGUUUGUUUGCCAACUUAAUUUUCAUCGCGAUUUUCUAG